Messenger RNA from Ilex paraguariensis (yerba mate), 372 nucleotides. The record is from the annotation of a GenBank genome assembly. Lineage: Eukaryota; Viridiplantae; Streptophyta; Magnoliopsida; Aquifoliales; Aquifoliaceae.
AUGACAACUUGUUUGUCUUCUCUUAUUGUAGCGGACCAUGAGGCAAUUGUGACCAAGGUUCUAUCUCGUUCUUCCAUUGUCUUAUCAAUUUCUUCAGGUAAUAUAAGAUCAUCAAGUGAUAAAUCAACGACUGCUCCUUGCGAUUUUGGAUCGUAUGUUGAUCCUGUCAUCACAUCUGAUCCACCUGAGUCCUCCUCAAUGAACUUAUCUGUAGAUCUUUUCCCAUAUUUUCCUUCUGAUGUAGGUAAUGUAAGUUCAUCAAGUGAUAACUCAACGACUGCUCCUUACGACUCUAGAUUGUCUAUGGAUCCUAUCAUCAAAUCCAACCCACCUAAGCCCUCCUCUACUUUUGAUGUUUACUAUUCUAAUAGG